GUGACAGCAGCUCAGCUGAGCUAUGGCGCAGGGUCUGGCGGACGUCAGCUGGAAGGUGCUGGAGCUGAGAGCCCGGUCCAAGCGCUCAGCCCUAACUCCUUAAUUUCACUGUGAUUGCCCCUAACACCUACUAACCGUUUGCUGAAUUGGUUGAGACGUCACUGGUUGGUCCCAAUGCAGUCGAGUAAAAUGGCCCAGAUUGUCGGCAAGAUUAUGCCUGUGUCGCCCGCGUUCUCCCGGUCAGGCUCCGUGUAUGAACCCCUGAAGAGCACAGACCUUCCCAGAUCAGGCAAUGAGAGCCUGUGGGACAAGUUGGAGCGUUACUAUAGAAUUGUGAAAAUCACAGUGCUGAAUUUUCAAAGCCCCACCACGGGUCUGUUCCCAACUAAUACUUUGGGUGACUGUAAAAAAGCCAAGAUCCAUGACAGCCUGUACUGCGCUGCUAGUGCCUGGGCUCUGGCAUUGGCCUACAGGCGCAUCGAUGAUGACAAAGGAAGGACACACGAGCUGGAGCAUUCUGCAAUCAAAUGCAUGCGAGGAAUACUUUACUGUUACAUGCGGCAAGCUGAUAAGGUUGAACAGUUUAAGCAGGAUCCGAGCCCGCAGAAAUGCCUGCAUUCCAUUUUCCACAUGGACACCGGGGAUGAGAUUCUAUCAUACAAAGAAUACGGCCACAUACAGAUAAAUGCCGUGUCCCUCUUCCUCUUGUAUUUGGUGGAAAUGAUAUCCUCCGGACUGCAGAUCAUUUACAAUACAGACGAGGUGUCCUUUAUCCAGAACCUGGUGUUCUGCGUGGAGCGGGCGUACAGAGUGCCAGACUUUGGGAUCUGGGAGAGAGGCAGCAAAUACAACAACGGAAGCACGGAAUUGCAUUCAAGUUCUGUCGGAUUGGCCAAAGCCGCCCUUGAAGCGAUCGACGGAUUCAACCUCUUUGGAAACCAGGGUUGCUCCUGGUCCGUCAUAUUUGUGGAUCUGGAUGCGCAUAACCGGAAUAGACAGACCCUCUGCUCCCUGCUGCCCAGAGAGUCACGCUCCCAUAACACCGACGCGGCUCUCCUGACCUGCAUCAGCUACCCGGCAUUCGCCGUAGACGAUGAUGCCUUGUUCCAUCAGGCUAUGGAUAAGAUUGUACGCAAGCUCAAAGGGAAAUACGGAUUCAAGCGCUUCCUUCGGGACGGCCAUCGGACGGCGCUAGAAGACGAGAACAGACGAUAUUACAAACCUGCGGAAAUAAAGCUUUUCGACGGGAUUGAGUGUGAGUUUCCGCUGUUCUUCAUCUACAUGAUGAUUGAUGGGGUCUUCAGAGGAAACACUGAGCAAGUGAAGGAGUUUGAGGCUCUCUUGGACCCGAUACUUUUCGUUGCAUUUGAUGGGUGUCCUGUGGUUCCUGAAUAUUACCACGUGCCAGCUGACUUUGUGGAAGCCGAGAAGCUGAACCCCAAUAGCCAGAAGAGAUUUCCCAGUAACUGCGGGCGGGAUGGCAAGCUCUUCCUGUGGGGACAGGCCCUUUACAUCAUCUCCAAGCUGCUGGUGGAAGAACUGAUCAGUCCAAAUGACAUUGACCCCUUACACCGUUACGUUCAUCGCCGGGAUCAGAGAAAUAUCAGCAUGCGAUACUCUAAUCAGGGUCCGCUGGAGAAUGACACCCUGGUACACGUGGCACUGAUGGCAGAGAGCCAGCGAUUGCAAGUCUUUCUGAACACAUACGGUAUACAGACACAGACGCCGCAACAAGUGGAGCCCAUCCAGAUAUGGCCGCAGCAGGAGCUAGUGAAGGCUUAUCUUCAUCUGGGCGUGAAUGAGAAGCUGGGCUUGUCUGGAAGACCCGACAGACCAAUCGGGUGCCUGGGGACAUCAAAGAUCUAUCGUAUCCUCGGGAAGACAGUGGUCUGUUACCCCAUUGUGUUUGACCUCAGCGACUUCUAUAUGUCUCAGGACGUCUUGUUGCUUAUUGACGACAUUCAGAACGCUCUCCAGUUCAUCAGGCAGUACUGGAAGAUGAAUGGACGCCCCCUGUUCCUGGUGCUGAUUCGGGAGAACAACAUCCGUGGAAGCCGAUUUAACCCCAUUCUAGACAUGCUUGCAUCGUUCAAGAACGGAAACGUGGCUGGUGUCAAAGUCCACGUGGACAGACUACAGACUUUAAUAUCAGGAGCGAUGGUCGAGCAGCUGGACUUCCUGAGAAUCAAUGAGACGGAAGAAAUGCCGGAGUUCAGAAGCUUCGAAGAGCUUGAAGUGCCAAAACAUUCAAAACUCAACAGACAGUCCAGUGUCCCUAUGGCCGAUAUGGAAAAGCAGCCGGAAAUCACCCUGGCGGACUGGAAGAACAGACCCACCUAUGAGAUUCUCCAGAAACUCAAUGAUUGCACCUGCCUAGCGUCCCAGGCCAUCUUACUCAGUGUCCUGCUGAAACGGGAAGGGCCCCAUUUUAUUACAAAGGAAGGUACAGUGUCCGACUUUAUGGAAAGGAUCUAUAGGAAGGCCGGCAGCAAUAAGCUCUGGUAUGUGGUCCGUUACACAGCGGCCUUCACGCAGAGGAUAGCCUCCUCUAUAGCACCACAUAUCACCACCAUGGUGGUACAUGGGAAGCAGGUGACUCUGGGAGUCUUCGGUCACGAGGAAGCCGUCAUCUCCAACCCACUUUCCCCCGGGGUGAUUAAGGAUAUCAUCUACAGCAAGUGCAGCCCGUACGAUGAGCGCGAGGCUGUUCUACAGCAAGAAUUGGUUAUACAUAUUGGAUGGAUCGUCUCCAACACCCCAGAGCUCUUCAGCGGGAUGUUAAAGAUCCGCGUAGGGUGGAUAAUUCAUGCCAUGAGAUAUGAGCUACAAAUCCGCAACGGGGAGCAGCCGGAGAAGGACAUUUACCAGCUAUCUCCCAACGAGAUCAAACAGCUUCUCCUGUGUAUUCUGCAACCGCAGCAAUCGGGAAGGUGUUGGUUGAACCGUAGACAGAUCGAUGGCUCGCUGAACCGGAAUCCAUUAGGUUUCUAUGACAGAGUGUGGCAGAUUCUGGAGAGAACGCCCAGCGGUAUCAUUGUCUCUGGCAAGUUCCUCCCUCAGCAACCCACCCUCUCUGACAUGACCAUGUAUGAAAUGAACUUCUCGCUCCUAGUGGAGGACAUGCUGCAAAACAUCGCCCAGCCCGAGUACCGGCAGAUCAUCGUGGAGCUGCUAAUGAUCGUCUCUGUGAUCCUGGAGAGAAACCCGGAGUUUGAGUUUCCAGAGAAAGUCGAUUUGGACAAACUGGUGAUAGAAGCAUUUAAUGAAUUUCAGCGAGACCAGAGCCGGAUUCAGGAAGCGGAAAAGAAGGGUAACAUGGCCGCCUUCUACAACACUCCCCCGCUGGGUAAGAGAGGCACCUGUAGCUACCUGACUAAAGCCGUCAUGAACAUGCUGCUGGAAGCUGAGGUCAAACCGAGUAACGAAGACCCCUGCAGCAUUAGCUAAGGGCGCUGAGAAACACGACAUCGCCCGUUGUACAAUAACCAGCAGCCGGCUGAGCUAAUACGCAAGACAAGAGCCUGGUCUACCUGAUGCCACGUGCAACCGUUUUAUGUCAGAUCAGUAGACAAUCUCGGCAUAAACGUAGAACUGCUCCGUCCUGACUGCGGCAACUGAGAAAAAGUGUGACCUGUCAGAGGCCGCAAAGUCGUGUUUAAUCAGUCACACGGAACGAGAUGAUCUAUUUCCAUCCGUUCCUCUGAUUUUUGUACCCACAAUAUAGUGAUAUGAUUCUGAAACGUGCUGAAAUUCACACGUUACCGAGAACAGGUAACAUCACUUCCCAUCACGGGAGUCUCACAGCCAACACAUCCCUACUUAAUACGGUUUGUUUCUAAAGCGUUUUUUAGGUGUCAGUAUAGCUUUAGGCAGCCGCAGUGGGAAUGCUAGGAAUAGGCGGAGACCGUGUUGUCUACCAAUGCGCUAUGCACAGGAAAUAAUGCACUUAUUUAGCCGAUCGUGCGGCACUAUAUAUUCACACGCUGCUUUGCUCUAUAUUAUAUGGGUGGUGAGUUUAUUGGAUGAUAUUGUGCUAAGCUGAAAUGAUCAUUUGUUUGAAAACCAGACAUGUUCUUUAGUACUUUCUUAUAGCCAGCAGGGGUCACUUAACAGCAUGGGUCUUCAACCUGUGGCCCUCCAGCUGCUGUGGAACUACACAUCCCAGCAUGCCCUGCCAGAGUUUAGCUAUUAAGGCAUGCUAAAACGGAGGCAGAGCAUGCUGGGAUGUGUAGUUCCACAGCAGCUGGGGGGCCGCAGGUUGAACACCCAUGGUUUACAGCAUGCUGCGGUUUAGUCAGUGUACAGACAGGGCGUGCUAUUCAGAGGUUCUGCACACUGGAAAAAUAAUUAAAUUGUAAAUGAAAUGCCUUUAGCCAUAUACAAGAUAGAUAGAUAGAUUUUUAUAUAUAUAUAUAUAUAUAUAUAUAUAUAUAUAUAUAUAUAUAUAUAUAUAUAUAUAUUGGAAUUACUCACUGGCCUGCACCUAAACAAGAUAAGCAGAAGGGUCUGACGUGCCCCAAGCUUGGACAGCGAUCCAUUACAUAACUCUCACUUGGUUUAACACUUGCUGUCCUAUAACCAAGCUGCUGCAGGGUUUGCUAAGUGCUUUGGCUGUGACGUCGUCCGUAUAACUGAGUGAUGCAGAUUGUUCACCAGCAACAAGAUCUCCAAACUUCUCCCUUUUAUUUAUUUUUAUUUAUUGACAAUCAGAUGAAUAAAUCUGCACGGUUUGUGAAUCGUCGUGAAGUGCAUGCAUCAAUCUCUGGGAUGCUGCUUCCAUUGUAGCUGGGGUCAGUUCCCCGGGCUCUGGGGUACAGAAGAACCUUCCCACCCCUAUUCCUCCCAUGCCUGCUCUGUGUGUGUGUGUGUGUGUGUGUGUGUGUGUGUGUGUGUGUGUGUGUGUGUGUGUGUGUGUGUGUGUGUGUUUAUAAAAGAUGUUUGGUACGGAUGCUGUAACUUGCGGCACAACUGGUUCCAUCCUCCUUAUUAUAUCCAAUAUCUUCAUUUAUGUUCUAAGAGUAUUUUCAGAGUCAAUCAUUGACCCAUGCCCCCUGCUCAUCGUUACAGCAAAUGUCUGCUACCAAACCAAUUAGCGCUUUUAUGACUUGAAAGAAUCAUUAAAUAAAGCGGCUUUAAAGAGUGA
This is a messenger RNA of Pseudophryne corroboree (corroboree frog), 5143 nucleotides long. RefSeq names its product phosphorylase kinase regulatory subunit beta (gene PHKB). Gene Ontology annotation, biological process: glycogen metabolic process. Gene Ontology annotation, cellular component: phosphorylase kinase complex. Gene Ontology annotation, molecular function: calmodulin binding. Lineage: Eukaryota; Metazoa; Chordata; Amphibia; Anura; Myobatrachidae. The transcript has 32 exons. The record is from RefSeq and is a predicted model, not a curated record. The coding region runs from base 175 to 3447 and encodes 1090 amino acids.